Molecule: messenger RNA, 792 nt
Organism: Trichomonas vaginalis G3
Lineage: Eukaryota; Parabasalia; Trichomonadida; Trichomonadidae
Product: ankyrin repeat protein family
Exons: 1
Coding region: 1-792 (263 amino acids)
Molecular function (GO): protein binding
Source: RefSeq, a predicted model, not a curated record
AUGAAAUAUCUUAUCUCCAUUGGAGCUAAUAAAGAAGCAAAAGAUGCUAUCUUUGGAUUUACUCCAUUAUUAUGCGCAUUAACUCAUCGUGAAUUUGAAGCUGUUAAAUAUCUUAUCUCUAUUGGAGCUGACACUGAAGCAAAAGACUAUAAAUUGCAGGCUACUCCACUCAUUUUUGCAUCAGGAGCAGGAUUCCUUGAAGUUGUUAAACAACUUAUCUCCGCUGGAGCUAAUAAAAAAGCAAGGAACAAAGAUGGAUCCAAUCCACUUUUUUCUGCAAUAAAAUGCGAUCACCUUGAUAUUAUUAAAUAUCUCAUAUCUGCUGGGGCUGACAAAGAAGCAAAAAUCAAUGGUGGAAUCACUCCAUUAAUUAUGGCUUCACAAAAUGGUCAACUUGGAGCUGUUAAAUACCUUGUUUCUGUUGGAGCUAAUAAAGAAGCAAAAGAAGACAAAUUUGGAGUUACUCCCCUCAUUGUCGCAACAUAUAAUUGCCAUCUAGAUGUUGUUAAAUAUCUAAUCUCUGCUGGAGCUGAUAAAGAAGCAAGGGCAUCACUAGAAGGCCAUUUUGAAAUUGUUAAAUAUCUUAUCUCUGUAGGAGCUGAUAUAGAAGCGAAAGAUAAUCAAGAAGGCACGCCACUCAUUAAUGCAUCAUCUCAAGGUCACCUAGAAAUUGUUAAAUAUCUGAUCUCUUCAGGAGCAAACAAAGAUGCAAAAGCAUUAUUUGGAAUUACUGCACUAAAUGUAGCAAAAGGAGAUGUAAAAGAUUAUCUGCUGUCAAUUGAAGCAAAAUAA